AUGUUCUAUUUAAUCAAUCAGCGAUAUCAUCUGAAAAAGAGGAUUGGACAUGGAGCCUUCGGAGAAAUAUAUCUAGCCAUAGAUACAAUCAAUAACACUACUGUUGUAGCUAAAUUGGAGUCAACAUCCACCCAUUCGCCUCAGCUCUUCCAUGAAGCGCAUGUUUACCAAAAUUUGGCGCAAGGCGUUGGAGUGCCAGCAAUCCAUUAUAUUGGAACAGAAGAUACUUAUAAUGUUAUGAUUAUGGAUUAUUUAGGACCGAAUUUACAGCAAUUGUUGGAUUACUGUAAUGGUAAGUUUUCGCUUAAAACAGUUUGUAUGAUCGCUCGAGAAGCUAUUCUGAGAAUCGAAAUGAUGCAUAAAAUGGGUUACGUUCAUCGUGAUAUCAAGCCAGAUAAUUUUGUGAUUGGCUUAGGAGAGAAAGCUAAUCUUUUGUAUCUUAUUGAUCUGGGACUAUGCAAACGAUACUGGAAUCCGACAACAAACACACACAUUAUGUAUUCUGAGAAUAAGAGCAUCGUUGGAACUCCUCGUUAUGCUAGUAUUGGCAAUCAUCUAGGCAUUGAGCAGAGUCGGCGGGAUGAUUUGGAAUCUCUGGGUUAUGUUCUAAUCUAUUUCCUCCUCGGCAGUCUUCCAUGGCAAGGACUCCGUGCUGACACGAAGAAUGAAAAAUACCGUCGAAUUCUGGACUGCAAACUGAAUACCAGUGUGAAUGACUUGUGUUUGAACAUCCCUCAUGUGUUCUACGUAUAUAUAAACUAUUGUCGUGGACUUCGAUUUGACGAAACUCCGCGCUAUGAAUAUCUUCGUGGUCUGUUUCUAUCUCUGCUAGAAGAAAGGGGAGAAAAGGAUGACGGCGUUUAUGAUUGGAUGAUUUCGAGCAUCCCUCAUGCUCCGAUUGCAUUGCUGAAGCAAUUCUUGGAGGAGGAUGGAUCACUGUUGGAGGAAUUGAAGAAACCGGCGCCGUUGAAGUAUCGAAAGUGCAUGUUGUUGGCAGAGGUGAAGGAGAUGGAGAAACGAGAGGAAGAGAAGGAGGAAAGAGAGAAGGAGAAGAAGGAGAAGAAGGAAAAGGAGAAGAAGAGAGAGAAGGAGGAACAGGAAGAGAAUGGAAAGAAGGAAAAGGAGAAAGAGAAGGAGGAGAAAGGAGGAGUAAUAAAAGAGCUAGAGAAGAAGUCGGAAGAAACAACAGUGAAAGAAGGAAAAGGAGAAAGAGAAGAAGAAGGAAAAGGAAAAGGAGGAAAGAAGGAAAAAGAAGGCGAAGAGGAGUUGAAGAAAGAGUCCAAAGAAAUGCGUAGUCAUACAACAUCCAUGUCUGUUGCUGUGGGAGAUGAACAGGAUGGAGGUACAGAAAAGUAAUUUAAAAGAAAGAAUUGCUUCAAGUCAUUGGUAGACAUUGUAAAAUGC
Blastocystis hominis is the source of this 1404-nucleotide messenger RNA. RefSeq lists its product as hypothetical. NCBI's taxonomy places the organism in Eukaryota, Bigyra, Opalinata, Blastocystidae. The record is from RefSeq and is a predicted model, not a curated record. Gene Ontology annotation, biological process: peptidyl-serine phosphorylation; signal transduction. Gene Ontology annotation, cellular component: cytoplasm; nucleus. Gene Ontology annotation, molecular function: ATP binding; protein serine/threonine kinase activity. Bases 1 to 1356 code for a protein of 451 amino acids. The transcript is spliced from 4 exons.